This is a messenger RNA of Mobula hypostoma (lesser devil ray), 1195 nucleotides long. Its product is annotated as dynein axonemal light chain 4-like. The transcript is spliced from 4 exons. NCBI's taxonomy places the organism in Eukaryota, Metazoa, Chordata, Chondrichthyes, Myliobatiformes, Myliobatidae. Gene Ontology annotation, biological process: microtubule-based process. Gene Ontology annotation, cellular component: dynein complex. The coding region runs from base 79 to 396 and encodes 105 amino acids. The record is from RefSeq and is a predicted model, not a curated record.
CUAGGACCCGGAUCCUGUCCCUAACAACGGCUUGAGUUGAAUGAGAGAGCGGCUGUGGAGGGGUGAAGUGUGUCUGCAAUGGCAGAGCCAGAGGCAAAAAAGGAAGAGCCAGAUUCCAGGCGUCUUCAAACCUUCCCCAUCGUCAGACAUUGCGAUAUGCCAGAGGAAAUGAAAGUUGAGACGAUGGAACUGUGUGUCACGGCUUGCGAAAAAUAUUCUGCAAAUAAUGAGACUGCAGCCAAAAUGAUCAAAGAAACCAUGGACAAGAGGUUUGGAGCUUCCUGGCACGUUGUGGUCGGUGAAGGGUUUGGGUUUGAAGUCACCCAUGAGAUGAAGAACAUUCUAUACAUGUAUUUCGGGGGCAACAUGGCAGUGUGUGUGUGGAAGUGCACAUAACUGAAGAACUGUGUGUGAAGCAGCAGCAAUGAACCUCCCUUCUCUCCGUUCUCCAAAUCCAGCUGUACGUCAGUAAAUCGUCACUGAUGAUAAGUUCUGCAAGUGGACAUUUCAACGAUUGAAAGGACUUUUUAGGGUUGCAAGAGCUGCAGGAAUGAGGACUAAAGUAUUUUUAUUUCCCUGUUUUUAAGAUAACAUACAAAAAAAAAGUCAAAAACGGUUUAAUGGGUUAUUCUGUUGAGAUGCUGAAAUAUUAAUGUGACUGGAGCAGUAGCAAGUUGAAUAAUCCACAGAAGUACAAUGCUUUCCUGAAAAAAUCUUAAAUCAUAUUGCCAUCAUCGCAUGGCUGCAAGGAAUGGAUUUUCCUGCCAAGUUACCGGAAGCCGAAUUUUCACCAUACCACAUGGUUGUCAGAGGAGCCACAGCUUCUAGAUUUUAGUGGAUCUGGCAGAAGCUAUUAACAUUAUUGAGGUGGAGGAAAGGAGAAUAGUGGUAAACUUUAUAUUCUGACUGGCAAAUGAAACGUGGCUUAGUCCUCCUAGCUGUUUGUCCUAAUAACACUACAUGAGGUUUAGAUAUAUUUACAUUUUUAUUCUGCAACUUGUAGGAACCAGAUGGAGGAAGAAAUUGGGAGGGGAGAUAAAAAUCCUGUCCAUUUCACAUUACCUGUUCUGGGGUCGGAAAUACAAGCCUUAGAGAAAAAUACUUCAUUAGCUUGUUUAGAACUACUUCCUUUUUUUAAAAAAAAGAACUUUCUUGUGAUAGAAAUGCUCUUACAUGUUUUAAUAAAAAAAUUGAA